UCCUAGGUGCUUUAAAACGCAAGGCGUGCCUGAUGGGAUACACUAUUUUUCAAAUAAGAAAGCGUGGCAAACUAGUGCGACGUUUACUGAUUGGUCCUACUCCGUUUUCGUUCCUGAGAUCAAACGGAAGGCAGCUGCACAGAAUAGACCGACUAAUGCGCUUCUAAUUCUAGAUAAUUGCACCGCACAUUGCAGUAAAGAUAAGUUUCAAGUGGAUGACGCAGAAAUUCAGGUGAUCUUCCUUCCUCCAAAUGUGACAAGCUUUCUUCAGCCUAUGGUUCAAAGAAUCAUCAAUGCUUUUAAGGUUAUCUAUAAAUCGAAUUUUCUGCGCCGUGUUCUGUUAGAAACUGACAGCGAUCGCCCAGUUACAGAAGUUAUCAAAUCAUUUAGCCUUUAUGAUGCUAUUCAACUAGCGACUGAUGCGUGGGCCACUGUAACUCCAGAAACGAUUGCUAACUGUUGGCGCAAUCUCUUAAGUCAAGAUCAAAACUAUAACUCGUUCAAGGAUUUCACAAUUUCUUCACCAACAAGUGACCCCCGCGUGUUGCUUUCUAAAGUAGUGCAACUCGUUGAUCCAAACUACGAACUGACCGAAGAAGAAGUUCAAGAGUGGCUAAGCAACUCAGACAACAUAGAUGUAGCGCAAAUAUAUACCGACGAGCAAUUGGCCAAGCCUCUGGUGGUGACUUUUUCGAGGCCGACCAUGAAGAGCAAGAUUGCGAUGCUAACGAAAGUGCUGAGGGUGAUCUUAGUACUUCGGUUAUAUGUACUCUUGGAGCAGUCAAUCCGAAAAACGCAAUGAUUAUAAGUAGGCUAUCAGCAUCAUGGAUGUACUCAAAAAUGUUCUUAUUGCUGUUGGUGAUGACCGUAAAUUAGUGGAAGCCGAAAAAUGAAAAAACGAAUAUGAAAAUGAAAUUAUUCGACUUCUUGACGAAUAACAAUAGUGAAUUUUA
Molecule: messenger RNA, 953 nt
Organism: Toxorhynchites rutilus septentrionalis
Lineage: Eukaryota; Metazoa; Arthropoda; Insecta; Diptera; Culicidae
Product: tigger transposable element-derived protein 6-like
Exons: 2
Coding region: 275-802 (175 amino acids)
Molecular function (GO): nucleic acid binding
Source: RefSeq, a predicted model, not a curated record